Molecule: messenger RNA, 1960 nt
Organism: Daldinia vernicosa
Lineage: Eukaryota; Fungi; Ascomycota; Sordariomycetes; Xylariales; Hypoxylaceae
Product: glycosyltransferase family 31 protein
Exons: 3
Coding region: 169-1812 (547 amino acids)
Source: RefSeq, a predicted model, not a curated record
CGUUCUACGUAGCAGUCACUAAAAUUCUACGUUAAUUCUCACAAACCCGCGUGCCUGUUUAAGUGGAAUUUGAAUUUGCCUUACCAAUGUUUUCACCCUGUCGCUUGCCUCGAUAAUUCCCCUCUUAAUGCCACCCGCCUUACAACAAUCAAGGCGCCUGCUAUUAUCAUGAUUGUCCCACCCAGCUCUCGCCGGCUCAGGGUCUUUGGCAUCGUUGCCAUCCUGACCUUAAUCGCGACCUACAUCCAUAUUCGUUCGCAAUGGGACGAAUCUUCAUUCGGAUAUGCUCGUGAUUAUUACAAGAGCGUCACGAGCUACUUUGGUAGCCCAGUAUACAACAAUACGUUGUAUUCCGAAGGGAAUGAGGAAAUGGUCAACCAAUAUUACAAUGCCAGCAACCCUUGCGCCAAUUUUCCCAAUACCGACGGCAUACUUCUGGUGAUGAAGACGGGCGCAACAGAAACUUUCGAUAAAAUGCCCGUUCACCUCCUCACAACAAUGAACUGUCUUCCCGACUUUCUCAUCUUCUCUGACAUGGAACAACAAGUUGGACCAUACCAUAUCCACGAUGCCCUCGCCGAGUUCGACGAAUCCGCAAAGGCCCAUAAUUCUGAUUUCGACCUUUACCGUGACCAAAAGGAAUGUCCCGUAUCGCAAAAGUCGUGCGUUGACGCGAAGAGAGACGGACAAAAGGCGUGGAAUUUGGACAAGUACAAAUUUCUUCCAAUGAUGGAACAAACUUGGAGGAUGCGCCCAGGCCGAGACUGGUAUAUAUUCGCCGAAGCUGAUACCUAUAUCUUUUGGGCCAAUAUCGUUCAUUGGCUGAAGACCGAGUCCGGCUUAAACCCCCGGGAGAAACUCUAUCUCGGCAGCCGAAGCUUUAUCGGGGGAACUCCAUUUGCCCAUGGAGGUUCCGGAUAUAUACUUAGCGGGACGCUAUUGAAGCAUUUGAUUGAAUAUCACCCCGGCGUGGUCAAGCAGUAUAAUAUCAAGGGGGCUCAUGAAUGUUGUGGCGACUUGAUGCUGGCGCAGGCCUUGGAAGAGUAUGAGAAGGUUAAAGUCCGGCAGGUUUGGCCCAUGAUCAACGGUGAAAAGCCGAGUACGCUGCCUUAUGGACCUGGUCACUGGUGCGAGCCGAUUUUCACUAUGCAUCAUAUGAAUGCAGAAGAAAUCAGUAACGUGUGGCAGUUUGAGCAAACACGCAAGACCGAUCGCGUUCUUCUGAUCAAAGACAUUUACGAUGGCUUGAUCCGACCAAAAAUGCAAGUAUCGCGAGAAAAUUGGGAUAACCUCUCAGAUGAUGUGUGCUACCUCAAUCCAGAUCCCGAUGCUCAACGAUAUGCAGACGGGCAUUCACGCGACAGACAGAAGAAAGAGGAAGAGAUGAACGAGGUUGAAAAGGAGGCAUGGAAAUCAUGGGAAAACUGCGCAAAGGUCUGCGACUCCCAGGAUGUCCCAGAUGAAGAAGAAUGGGAUAUACGAGGAAUCAUAGAACGCGAAGACAACGCCCCCAGCACUGCUAACGACACGGAGGUUGCUGAGGAUACUUCGCCUAGCGAUGCUGCAGCCCGGGAAGCGUGGAAGAAGGCCAUGAACGAGAAGAAGCGGAAUCGAUCCUGCUUUCAGUACCGUUGGCAUGAGGAUAUAUGCUGUACGGCGAAGAGCUUCAAAUUGGGUGCGCCUAAGAUGCCGCCUGAUAAUGGCGACGCCAGAGCUAAAUGGGUCAGUGGUUGGCACUUGAAGGGCAUCAACGACUGGAUUGACGCGAUGGGAGAGUGCAAUAAGCCGGCCUGGAAGACGCCCGAUUCUUGAUCGGUUUCGCUUGGAGACAACUCUUGGCACCGGAAAGACGAAUACCGUUUUCCACACCUUUGCAAUAUGACGAAACUAAUAGAAGGAAUAUCGGACCGGAGGAACCGGAGAUUUCAUCAUGGCCUAUAGUUGUAAAACAUGGACGGUU